CCAAGAAAAUUCAUUCUCUUCUUGCACUUCCAAGAAAAUAUGGAUACAGAAAACCUGGAAGAUGGACUUUUAACAACAAAGCCUAGAGUGAAUUGCAGGGACGUAUCAGAGAGUGAUUCCAAAGCCACACCUAUUGUUAUACUCAGCUGCAUGGUCGCCUACUGUGGCUCAAUAACUGUGGGGUGUUCUUCAGCAUAUUCAUCACCAGCUGAAUCUGGAAUUAUGGAAGACUUGGGUCUCUCUAUUGCAGCUUAUUCAGUUUUCGGUGCAAUGGCAACGGCAGGAGGAAUAGCAGGUUCAUUUGUUAAUGGAAAAUUAGCUGAUGUUAUUGGAAGGAGGGGUACAUUAUGGAUCUCUGAGAUAUUCAGCAUUGCAGGGUGGCUUGCUAUAGCAUUCGCAAAGAAUGCUUGGUGGCUGGACCUUGGAAGACUGUCUCUGGGAAUUGGCAAUGGGCUUCUUUGCUUUGCGGUUCCCGUAUACAUAGCAGAAAUAACCCCUAAGAACUUGAGGGGAGGUUUUUCUAAUGCUAGUCAGUUGAUGGCAUGUUGCGGCCUUUCUCUGAUGUUUCUCAUUGGAAAUGUCAUUACUUGGCGCAUCUUGGCCUUAAUUGGAACUAUUCCAUGUAUACUAGAACUUCUAGGCUUGUUGUUGAUUCCAGAAUCUCCAAGAUGGCUAGCUAAAAUAGGUAAAGAUAAAGAGUUUGAAACUUCUCUACAAUACCUUAGGGGAAGGAAUGCUGAUAUUUCUCAAGAAGCAGCUGAGAUCAGAGAGUAUACAGAAGCCUUCAAACAGCAUUCAAAAGCAAGAUUUAUGGACUUGUUCCAAAGAAGAUAUGCUCAUUCACUUAUUGUUGGAGUUGGGCUGAUGGUACUGGUACAAUUUGGAGGGAACAAUGUCAUUGUUUCUUAUUCAAGCUCUAUAUUCAACAAAGCUGGUUUUUCAACUAGUAUUGGGACUAUAUCAGUUGCUAUCAUCCAGAUUCCAGCCACUGUUGCAAGUGUACUCUUAACGGAUAAAUUAGGAAGACGACCACUUUUAUUGGCAUCUGCUACUGGAAUGUGCUUCAGUUGCUUCCUUUUAGGCUUGUCAUUCUUGUUUCAGAACCUGCACCAGUGGAAGGAGCUCACUCCCAUUUUGGCGUAUAUUGGCAUAGUGGGGUAUUCUGUAGCUUACUCAAUAGGCAUGGGCGGAAUACCAUGGCUCAUUGCCUCAGAGGUAUUUCCCAUUAACGUAAAGGGUUCAGCUAUAAGCCUAGUGUCUUUAGCAAACUGGUCAUGUUCUUGGAUUGUAACAUACAGUUUCAAUUUUAUGAUGGAAUGGAGCUCAGCAGGAACUUUUUUCAUAUACAUGGGCGUUUGCGGUUCAGCUGUUUUAUUUGUUGCAAAGAUAGUUCCAGAAACAAAGGGGCGAGUGCUAGAAGAAAUACAAGUUUCAGUUACCCAUUCUCUACAAUAAGAUGGACUUUCUGUAUAAGGUGUCUAGAAUUUCUGUUUACUCAAGAGGAUUGAUGAGCUCUGCUUAUAUACUGGAGUUGGAGGUGUAUUCAGCCUAUAUGGCUUAGUUAUAGAAGGUUUUGGGGUCAAGGGGCCCCUAGCUAAUGAGGAACAAAGUCCCCUUUUGGCAUUCAGACAACUCAAGUCCACUUGCUUUGAUAGCAUGAUAAAUUACUAAUUAUUCCAAAAGUUUAAUCUAUUAAGAAAUGAUAAAUUUAAUCAAUUAAUUAAUAUUUUAACA
Messenger RNA from Quercus robur (English oak), 1734 nucleotides. Its product is annotated as sugar transporter ESL1-like. The transcript is spliced from 18 exons. Gene Ontology annotation, cellular component: membrane. The record is from RefSeq and is a predicted model, not a curated record. Gene Ontology annotation, molecular function: sugar transmembrane transporter activity. Bases 40 to 1455 code for a protein of 471 amino acids. Gene Ontology annotation, biological process: carbohydrate transport; transmembrane transport. Lineage: Eukaryota; Viridiplantae; Streptophyta; Magnoliopsida; Fagales; Fagaceae.